AAAAGGCAUGAGGUCAUGCUGUUGUGACCUGUGGUAGAUCUCCUUCUUCCAUGGUGGGAGUAACAGUCUGUAGCUGAAGGAGCUGUUUAAGGCCUCCACAGUCUGAUGCAGGAGGUGAGAGGAGUUGUUCAUGAUUGCUGCUGUGCAUAUUUGUCUCUCUGCCUUAUGAUUUGACGCUAUAUAAAUAAAGCUGAAUUAUGUUUUCGAAUGAAAUAUUGUUCUGUAAAUGUACUGAAACUGACAUAUGAAGUGCAUUAAAACAAUGUGUAACACUGCAGAGGGGCUGUUCUGCAGCGGGUUCAUGCAGAAAGAAGCUCACACAUGCUCCGGUGGAGGGCAGCAGCGAGGGGGUGCUGCGUGUUGUUGAUGCUGAGGAAGCUUCUCCUCCACUUCUGCAUCUGAGAGGAGGAGGAGAGACAGGCACCAACUUCCUGUGCGAUCUGUGCUCAGCUGAGUUCAGCCUGGCUGCCUCUCCGGGAGGCUUGUGGCUCUGCAGACCGGGGAGGAAGGACGCUUCUUGUGGGUGUUGUAUGGCUCUGAGGGACGCCUGGGACCUCCGUGCAACUGCAGUUAUAAGCCAUAAAUGUGGAUUGUUUACACCGGUGGGUCAAUCCGUUCCUGCUCCCCCGCCUUCCCGCGACCCCCGAGCGGCUGCCUCGGUUCAGCAGCGUCGCCGCAGAUAGCGUCAGUGGAGCGGGGCUGAUGGCCGCGGCGCUCGCCCCGGCCUUCAUCACCAUCAUCCGCCUGUGUGUUUGCUAGAGAGCUACGAGAAGCCGCGCUGCUACAUCUAGUCCCCUAAAGUCCCGCGGGAAGAGCGGAGAAAGGAGGAGGAGGAGGACAAGGAGGAGGAGGAGGAGGAGGAGGAGCGGCGGCGGCGGCGGCGGCGGUGUUCGGGCGCAGCAUCGCACCGUGCAUGGUGCUGCGGUGUCGGAGGGAGUGGAUGAGCAGCUGGAGCUGACCCAGAGAUGGCUGUUCUCAAACUGGCCGACCAGCCUCCUCUCAUCCAGGCGAUCUUCAGCGGAGACCCUGAAGAGAUCCGCAUGCUCAUAUACAAGUCUGAAGACAUCAAUGCCCUGGAUGCAGAGAAGCGCACCCCGCUGCAUGCAGCAGCCUUCCUGGGCGAUGCUGAGAUCACAGAGCUCCUCAUCCUCUCCGGGGCCCGGGUCAACGCCAAAGAUAACAUGUGGCUCACCCCUCUCCAUCGCGCUGUGGCAUCUCGGAGCGAGGAGGCGGUGAGAGUUCUGAUCCGUCACUCUGCCGACGUGAACGCGCGGGACAAGAACUGGCAAACACCGCUGCACGUUGCUGCGGCCAAUAACGCGCUGCGGUGUGCCGAGGUCAUCAUCCCCCUGCUGAGCAGCGUCAACGUGUCGGAUCGCGGCGGACGCACCGCCCUGCAUCACGCUGCCCUCAACGGCCACACUGAUAUGGUGAACCUCCUCCUCGCUAAAGGAGCCAACAUCAACGCCUUCGAUAAGAAGGACGGUCGAGCGCUGCACUGGGCGGCUUUCAUGGGCCAUUUGGACGUGGUGUGUCUGCUGGUGAGUCAGGGGGCGGAGAUCAGCUGUAAGGACAAACGGGGAUACACUCCCCUCCACACGGCGGCCUCCAGCGGACAGAUCGCCGUGGUCAAACACCUGCUCAACCUGUCUGUGGAGAUUGAUGAGUCCAACGCAUUUGGGAACACGGCGCUCCAUCUGGCCUGUUUUAACGGUCAGGACAACGUCGUCAGUGAGCUGAUCGAUUACGGUGCCAACGUCAGCCAGCCCAACAACAAGGGCUUCACCCCGCUGCACUUCGCCGCCGCCUCCACACACGGAGCUCUCUGUCUGGAGUUCCUGGUCAACAACGGGGCUGAUGUCAACGUGCAAAGUCGUGAUGGGAAGAGUCCUCUUCACAUGACGGCAGUUCAUGGACGCUUCACUCGCUCCCAGACCCUCAUUCAGAACGGUGGGGAGAUCGACAGCGUGGACAAGGAUGGAAACACCCCUCUGCAUAUUGCUGCCCGCUAUGGUCAUGAACUCCUCAUCAACACGCUCAUCACCAGUGGAGCAGACUGCACACGGCGAGGAGUUCAUGGCAUGUUCCCUCUCCACCUGGCUGCCUUGAAUGCUCACUCUGACUGCUGCAGGAAGCUGCUGUCAUCAGGCCGGAGGUUUAGCAUAAUGUGUAACGACUCGGUCCUGUCUGCAGGCUUCCAGAUAGACACUCCGGACAGUCUGGGGAGGACCUGCCUGCACGCUGCUGCUGCCGGAGGUAAUGUGGAAUGUGUCAAGCUGCUGCUGAGCAGCGGAGGAGACCACAACAGGAGGGAUAAGUGUGGCAGAACUCCCCUCCACUACGCGGCCGCCAGCCGCCACUAUCAGUGUCUGGAGACUCUGGUUGCUUGUGGAACCGCCAUCAACGCCACUGACCAGUGGGGGCGCUCUGCCCUGCACUAUGCAGCUGCUUCAGACCUGGACAGGAGGCGUCGUGUUGCUCUGGAGCCAGAGAGUGAAGGAGUUCAGGCAGAGAGGGAGAAAGAAGCAGCGCUAUGUUUAGAGUUCCUGCUUCAGAGCGGAGCGACGGCCUCUCUGAAAGACAAACAAGGUUACAGCCCCGUCCACUACGCUGCAGCCUACGGACACAGGCACUGUCUGGAACUGCUGCUUGACAGAGACGACAGUCACCAAGACGACCCUGAAUCUCCGAACGCCAGGAGCCCGCUGCACCUCGCUGCAUAUCAUGGCCAUGCUCAGGCCCUGGAAGUCCUGCUGCAAGGGGAGACAGAGGUGGACCAAGGGGACGAGGCGGGAAGGACCCCACUGGCCCUAGCUGCCCUCCGGGGCCACACUGACUGUGUUCACACCCUCCUCAGCCAGGGGGCAUCACCACGCACCACCGACACCCAGCACGGACGAACCCCGGUCCACCUGGCAGUGAUGAAUGGUCAUACGACGUGUGUGCGCCUCCUGCUGGACGAAUCAGACAGUGCAGACCUCGUAGAUGCUGCUGACUCUCAGGGACAGACUCCUCUGAUGCUGGCGGUGGCGGGGGGUCACGUUGACGCUGUGUCACUGCUGCUGGAGAGAGAAGCCAAUGUCAACGUGGCCAAUAAGCACGGCCUCACUGCCCUGCACCUCGGGCUGCUGUGUGGUCAGGAGGAGUGUAUCCAGUGUCUGUUGGAGCAGGAAGCCUCGAUCUUGCUGGGCGACUCGCGAGGUCGCACCUCCAUCCACCUGGCGGCGGCCAGAGGUCACGCCUCGUGGCUGAGCGAGCUGCUGAGCAUCGCCUGCUCCGAGCCGCCGUCACUGCCCCCGCUGAGAGACCACAGCGGGUACACGCCGCUGCACUGGGCCUGCUACUACGGUCAUGAGGGGUGUGUGGAGGUUCUGCUGGAGCAGAAAGGUUGUCGCUGUAUUGAUGGGAACCCAUUCACCCCUCUGCACUGUGCAGUGGUGAACGAUCACGAGCCUUGUGCAUCGCUGCUGCUGGAGGCCAUGGGAUCAGAUAUCACUGGCUGCAAGGAUGCUAAAGACAGGACUCCUCUUCAUGCUGCCGCGUUCUCGGGUCACGUCGACUGUGUCCAGCUACUGCUGUCCCACGAUGCACCUGUCGAUGCUGUGGACCAAUCAGGCCGCACAUCACUGAUGAUGGCAGCCGAGAAGGGCAGAGUCGGAGUCCUCGAGUUGCUGUUGACCAGCACCAACGCCAACCUUUGUCUGACUGACAAAGACGGCAACACUGCCCUGCAUCUAUCCUGCAGUAAUGGGAAGGAAGACUGUGUGUUGCUGAUCCUGGAGAAGCUGUCUGACACCGCGCUCAUAAAUGCCACAAAUGCAGCGCUGCAAACUCCUCUCCACCUGGCGGCUCGCAGUGGUCUGAAGCAGGCGGUGCAGGAGCUGCUGUCCCGAGGAGCUAACGUGCAGAAGGUGGAUGAGAACGGUCUGACCCCUGCUCUGGCUUGCGCUCCUAGCAGAGAGGUGGCUGACUGUCUGGCUCUCAUACUGGCUACCAUGAUGCCUUUCUGCUCCCCUUGCAGCUCCGGGGCUCCCUCCCCAGGCUCCCUGCUGAGGCAGCUGCCCCACCAGGGGGGUAAAGGCCCAGGCAUCGGCCCGCGGGGGCCACGCAGCCCCAGGAACCCCUCCGGACCCUCCAGCGAGGGAACCACCGAGAACGACUCGGAGGACUCGGAAACCUUCUGACCCCUCUAAAGCAACCCUCUACCCUCCUACCUCGAACUGUGCACCUCAACUUUUUACCCCACCCCCCAGGAAUGAUGCAGUGUUUGAAUCUGUAACGUGCACUCUUGAGGAAGAAGGGCAGAAGAAGGGAUGUUUGCAGUGGGGAUCUGGUACAGCCCGGCCCCCCUUUGACACCCGACUGGAGGCCCUGCAGCUCUUUUUUUAGUGUCCUUUACCAGAAUUGGUGAGCGGAGCAGCUGCACCGCCCCGGACUGACUACUGCAGCCGAAUCGGUCGCUUCAUGAAGCUGUGGCUCAACGGCUCUGGUCUGCAUGCUUGUGUUAACUUACACCACGGUUUGUUCUUUCUACUCACGGGUGCUUAAAUCCAAACCGACCUCGGUACUUUUAGUCUCUGCAUGGCAUAGCAGCUCGCCGCCGAGACUCGUUUUGUCUUAAAGAAAAAGAAGAAGCCAUUUUUAACUGUUUGUACAAAAUGAAGUAGACCAUUAAGAAAGCUAAGUGUCAUUUUAACCUUUUUAUGAGUUUUGCUUGUUGUUGUACCAAAUAUUUGACUUCCACGCGUAAAUAAUUAAUGAGAAGAGAAGAAGAGGUACGUAGAGCUCCUUUUCUGUUCAUCUGUUGACAACUGAAGCACAAAUUUGGAUCUUUGCUUUUUAGGUUUUGAUGAUUAACUGUGGCUGGAAUGUGAAGCAGCUUUCACAGCCUUCAAUAAGAUGUUUAAAUGUUCAACAGGAAAGACGAUGUGACUCACUGGGUACGCCUCAGUUCCCUUCAUUGGAUCCAUGUUUCCCUCGCUCAUGGGAGGAGAGAUUCAGGACAAAAGAUGGAGCGAGGAAAGACACUUGUAGAGAAAUUGAAAGAAAGAAAACACGUUUAUUCAGUUUGACACGUGCCACAGAUAGAACAACAAUCCAACCCCACAAUGAUUGAUGAGUAGAGAUCAUGAGAAGAAAAGUCUUUCUUAAAGAAGGCAAAUUAACAUAACGAGAAAGUUAAGAGAGAAAAAAACGACGAGGGAUUAUACAUGAGAUGUGUUAGUGUUGAAUCCUCAUGAAUCUGGGAUCAUGAUCCAAAAUGGAACCGGCUAUCAGAACCAUCCUGUCAUAGGACUUUUAUCACACCCAGGUUCUACCGUUUGUCCUGGUCACAAAGCUAGGUGACUUCCUGAAGGCUGUUCUCGUGUAUCCUUGGUAAGUUGGAGUGACUUCCGUGAUGAUACCUCGGGUUGAGCCGAGGACAGAGGAACUAAUCAAAUGAGAGAACUGGGACGUACCCACUGAUGAGCACAGGGUUUGUGCAGGUGUGAAUUCAGACUGAUGUUCUGACUUAAGGUUUAUGCAUUUGAUCCUCCGGCCUUAAAGGGCCUCCUGCACUGUUUACCCUCCAUGUUCAUCCCUGCCUGUAAGUCCAUGGUUACUCUCUGUAGACCAGGACAGCCAACGAGGCCAGGUGAGACCUCUUUCACACCUGGGUGGCUCCAAACGUCUCAUCGUGCAACUCUCCAAAUUUUCUGAAGUGACGAGAAGCUCUUUGGGUCUCCUCAGUUCAUUGUGGUAUUUAUUAUCUAUUACAUGAUGGUACAAAUACUGCCAGCACUUAAUGUAAAGUAACACAGGGCCAUGACCACUUUCCUCUCCUCCCCUUCCUCCCCCGUCUGUCUACCUACCAGCUAUGUGCCAUUGUCUCAAACGUGUCCAGUGCCUUGAUGUCCGUUCAGUUUUGUUCUAUUUUACAACAAAUCUUCUGUUGGUAGAUUCUAAUAUUCUAAUAAUUAAAGGAUCAGUUCAUCAAAAAUCAGAGAAUAAUUUUCUCUUGGUCGCUGAACCUGAGUGGUAUGAGGCUGUAUAGUUCUGUCAAGGUCCAAUGAAUCAGUCUGGACGCAGGAAACAAGAAAUUAUCAAAAGCUCCACAAGAGCAACUAAAUGGACCUCACAGUGACGGUGUUCUGUCAACCGCAGCCAUGGAACAACUUUGAGACUUUGACGAGAAGUCUAAAACUAAACGAGAGUUUAAAAAUCUCCAUGAUGGUUGGGAAAAAUCUGCUAAAGUAGCUCAUGUGUUGUGACUGAAAGCUCCAGAACAGCUACUAAAUGGACCUUAAAGUGAUAUUGUUAUUCAGGAUAAUCCACGGAGCUCUCUGUGAACACGUCUCUUGGAAGUAUUUGGGUUUAUGUAUGUAUUCGUGGACAGUUGAUUAGCCAAUCAGAAUAUUUUUAUUUAAAGGUCCAGUGUGUAGGAUUCAGUGCCAUCCAGUGGUGAGGUUACUGAUUGCAACCAACUGAGUACUGCCUGCCUUACUCCCCCCUUUCAGAAUACUAUAUUCAAAUUAGGAAGAGAUCUUCCUAAAUCUUAUACAUUGGACCUUUAAAUAAAAAUACUAAUAUUCACUGGUUUCCACUUUUCAAAUAUGAAUAUCUCUUGGUUUCUUUAAUCUUCUGUGAUUUUAAAACUAAAUGUUUUUAGACUUUUUUUGUUAAUUUAAUUAUUAAUGGUUUAAUAAUCAAGAGGUUCUUCUUGUUUUCUUUAAUGGUUCCGGUCUGUGGAGCAUGCAGAGGAAUCAGGACGUUGUUUUGACUUUUAAAUAAUAGUUCUGCUCUCUCCAGUGUGUGAACGCCAACCCGGACUAAUCUAAACUAUCUGCAUGAGCAGCUGCCACGAGAAACCAAAUGUUUUUCUGCAGUUUGGGUGAACUGAUCCUUUAAUAUGUCAAGCAUAUUGUGGAUGUUGCAUCGAAUGACAAAGUUUGAGAGGAUUUUGCUCUGCGUGAGGGACCCUUCUGGUUUUUAGUGAAAUGGUUUCUCGCUCCGUUUCCUCUGCUUAAAAGGCUGGUGAUAUUCUUAUUUUUACUGUCAACAAAUCACUUGAAAAGACCAAAACUUGCAGUUAGUCUGCCUCUCGUUGCUUCCCCAGCCAGUGAAGACACAGGUCUUUACAUUUGAUGGUUUUAUUUAUUAUAUGUUUUUAGAAAAACAGCUGUGUGAUGCAGUUUGUAGCAAAUGUUACUCAAACUGGAGUAAAUGGCAUUUGUUGGGACUAUUUUCAGCAGUGGAUUAAUCCACAUUUGGUGCUCUAGUGAGUGCAUGCACCACCAGUGUGUGUGAUCAAUCUAAAAUACAGUGUGACAACAAACUGAGCUCUGCAGCAGAGAGGAGUAUGUUCUACCAGGAUUUGUUGAUUUUGGUCUUUUCAUGUGGUUUGUGUUGUCUGAUGAAAACAUGACUCUCUCCAGACUGAUCUUUAAGUUGGCUGUGUGUGUGAGAGUGUGUUAGCUUAGGUACUGAUAUGAAAUUGAACUUUUCUAUAUAAUGUUGACGUAAACCUCCAUCACAGAGGACUUUGAGAGCGGGUUGACGUCUCCUUCCUAAACGGUUGAAUCAGAAACAAAGUGUUUUAUCUGAGCUGUCUUUUAAAAAAGGUGUGUGUGUGUGUGUGUGUGUGUGUGGGUGUGGGUGUUCAUGGAUCGAUUUGAAGUUGAACCCUGUUAGCUGCAGUUCGACUAAAAUGGAGACGACUCUGGUGUCUGAUAAGCACACGUUAACAACAAGCACAGUCUUUUUUUGUGUCCCUGAGCUGAAGGUCUGCUGAGAGACUGAAUGUGUCUGCCAGUAUUAUUCUUCUACCAGAAAAUGAUCUUCACCAGUCCUGACAAUCGCUAUAGUCAUGUGUCUGAUGAUUUUCAUACCAGUUCCUGAUGCAGUACGACAUGCUGAGGGCUGUUUGUCAGCUAUCCUUUGUUUUAUAUAAAUUGUACAAUUAAAAAAAAAAAAUCUGUUUGAAAAAA
Messenger RNA from Larimichthys crocea (large yellow croaker), 7967 nucleotides. It is a transcript of the gene ankrd44, whose product is annotated as ankyrin repeat domain 44. The transcript is spliced from 28 exons. Gene Ontology annotation, molecular function: protein binding. The coding region runs from base 966 to 4184 and encodes 1072 amino acids. NCBI's taxonomy places the organism in Eukaryota, Metazoa, Chordata, Actinopteri, Sciaenidae. The record is from RefSeq and is a predicted model, not a curated record.